Strongylocentrotus purpuratus (purple sea urchin) is the source of this 1200-nucleotide messenger RNA. Its product is annotated as monocarboxylate transporter 12-like. Lineage: Eukaryota; Metazoa; Echinodermata; Echinoidea; Camarodonta; Strongylocentrotidae. The record is from RefSeq and is a predicted model, not a curated record. The coding region runs from base 130 to 1200 and encodes 356 amino acids. The transcript is spliced from 3 exons. Gene Ontology annotation, molecular function: monocarboxylic acid transmembrane transporter activity. Gene Ontology annotation, biological process: transmembrane transport.
UAAUUUUUUAAUUUCACAGCGGUUAUAAAUGUACCUCUAUUAAAGCGGUUUUCAGCAGGAAAACUCGUCCUUGCAGGCAGUAGCAUUGCCGCUACAGGACUCAGCCUCAUAUAUUUUGCAACAUCUGGAAUGCACUUUCUACUACUAAUGCUUGUAACAGGGUUUGGUUAUAGCUUAGUCAUUUUGCCUUCUGAAGCCAGCGUCGUUGACUACUUUCCAGAUCACUUCGAGAUCGCUACAACCAUUGUCCUCCUGGGCAGCGGUGUAGGUAUGAUGACGCUCCCAUUGCUUACAGAACAGCUCGUCAUGGCUUACUCCUGGAGAGGGGCGAUCCUUAUUCUAGGGGCCUUGAACUUUCAUUCGUGUGCGACGGGGUUACUAAUGACGUCAAGUAGUCAACAAAGGCGUAUAUUAGGAGAACCUACAUUUUUAGCUGGCAGAGCUCAGAUCGGGGAAGACCAUGAAGAAACUGUGUCCCUGAUAAACGAGCAGACGACUGUCGACCUACAUAACAUAGAUGAUGAUCGCAAUGACGAUGGAGUCUUUCGCUCCAGCGCCAAAAUCGUCAGAGCUUCCAAAAAGAUAUUCCUGGAUAUUUUCGAUGUCAAAGUAGUCCGUGAGUGCCCCCGCUUUAUCACAAUCUGCAUGACUUUCUUUACUUCCGCCGUCUCCUACUACGGAUGGAUCGUCUUCUUGAUUCCCAAUGCCGAAGCCAAGGGUAUCAGUCCCGACAAAGCCGUCCUAUUUGCAACCAUUGGCGGUGCUGCGAACAUCUUUGGAAGGCUCACAGUAGGUUUCCUGGCUGCAAGGCUCAAUCUGAAACCUCAGGUCACCUACUGUUUCAUCUGCAUCGCAACAGCAGGGGCAUUCUUCUGUAAUUUCUUCACCAAGAGAUAUUCGAUUCUUAGCUGUUUAGCAGCCAUGAAUGGCUUCGUAAUGGGUGGAAAGGCCAUGAGUAGCAACCUUCUGUGUAAGGACAGUGUCUCGGACGAAAGGUACCCAGCUGCGCUGUCUUUCAUAUCACUCGCCUUUGGUAUAGGGGAGGUACUUGGGGCAUUCUUCAUUGGUCUUCUGUACGAUAACACCGAGUCUUUUGAUAUCAUGUUCUGUGUUCUUGGAGCAGCUAAUAUAUUGGAGUCCUGUAUCAUCAUUUUCCCCAUCAUCAUGGACUGGAUUGUCGCCAAGGUUACCACCCGUUAA